Messenger RNA from Scomber japonicus (chub mackerel), 879 nucleotides. It is a transcript of the gene tatdn3, whose product is annotated as TatD DNase domain containing 3. The transcript is spliced from 10 exons. NCBI's taxonomy places the organism in Eukaryota, Metazoa, Chordata, Actinopteri, Scombriformes, Scombridae. The record is from RefSeq and is a predicted model, not a curated record. Gene Ontology annotation, molecular function: hydrolase activity, acting on ester bonds. The annotation marks the transcript as partial.
AACAUAAGCAGCGUGUCAGAUUUGUUUUUACUCUUAUAUUUGACUAUUUUUGGGGUUUUUUCGAUGGAUUAUGGCUUCGUAGAUUGUCACUGUCACGUUUCAGCCUGUGAGUUUGAAGAGGAUCUGGAGGAUGUGAUUCAGAGGGCCAGACAGGUCGGGGUGGAGACGCUGGUUGCAGUCACAGAAGAGGUCGGAGAGUUUAACAGAGUUCUGCAGCUGCAGGAUCGUUAUCCAGAUCUGGUGGCUCCGUGUUUGGGCGUCCAUCCUCUGCAGGCCGGCGGGGGGGCAGGCGGGGGGGCCGAGCAGCGCAGCGUGAAGCUUCAGGAUCUGGACGCUGCUCUGCCGAUGUUCUACAAACACAGAGAACGCCUCGUCGCUAUCGGAGAGAUCGGGUUAGACUUCACGCCGUGGUUCGCUCCCACCGAGCAGGACAGAGACGACCAGAUGAGCGUCUUCAUUAAACAGCUGAACGUCGCCAAGGAGCUGGAUCUACCCGUGAACGUCCACUCACGAUCAGCUGCUAAAGUAACCAUAGCAACCAUGAGAGAACAAGGCAUCAGUCGAGCUCUUCUACAUAACUUUGCAGGGAAGCCGUCCGUGGCGUUGGAAGGAGUGAAGGCCGGUUACUUCUUCUCUUUUCCACCCGCUGUCUGCAGGAACCAACAGAGAGAUAAACUGAUUAAGCAGAUCCCGCUGGAACACAUCUGCCUUGAGACCGACUCGCCCGCCUUGGGGCUCGACAAGCACGUGAGGAACGAGCCCAGUAACAUCGUUCUGUGCUGCCAACGCAUCGCUGACAUCAAAGGCCUUUCGCCACAAACUGUUCAGCUCGUCACAGCGCAAAAUGCUUACAGACUUUUCCCCCGAGCUAAAACAAAC